AUGCCGCCGAAGGGAAGAGUGGAAGGCGGGGAGGAGCCGGCAGUGCGAAAGAGGAAGGGGACGAGGGUCGAGGCUAUGCCCUUGUCCCUCUUCAGAGAGAUCUCCAAGGUGACGAUGAGGAGGACGGAGCGCGAGUUCGUGCAGGGGCGGGCGUACAUGCUGCUGGAAUGGAACCUGAUGUCGAGAAAUAGCGACACUGCGGAGCUCCUGUACAGCCACUUGGGCUGUACGGAUGACUGCCUCCAGUUCUACGUCAUCCGCCCACAGAAUGAUGAUGGCGAUGAUGGUCGUGACUGGGAUCCGAAGCAUGUGUAUGCCAACCCUUUGAUACCGGAGUUGUGCCCUGUGCUGGCAGUGGGGAUAUACUGGCUGACGUACCAUCCGAAUAAUUUCGCAGCCCGUGGGAAAUUCUUUCCAGGCAGCAGUCAGCGCCAGAGGUUCAGGAAGCACUUCUGCACGCAGGUGCUGGAAGAUGAGGGCAUCAAGGCGGCCAUGGAGUCGAACGGUCUGCUGACCGGAGAGAUAGGUGUUGCGAGCAUCCGUUUAGGAAGUGCGACGUACUGCACAUCGGGAACAACUGCCCCGCCCCCGAUAGUAGCGAUCCGUGUGAGGGCGGAAGGAAAGAUCAAAGGAAGGCAAAGAAAGGACGAGAGCCUCUGGUACGACCGUGCCGGUGACCAGCAUAUUGGUAGGUUGGUUGCAGGGCUGCCGUUCGACAAGCCGGACUUUGCGAUUCCUCCGCCCAUGUUUCAUACCAACGAUCAAGAGAGUAGGAAGAAGCUCGACGGAAUCUUCCGUCUGCUCUUCAAAGACAUAAACUCGCCCCGGGCGCGCAGUGCAGCGGAGAUGGUGUUGGCGUCUUUCGUGUACCAUUUAGACUUCCUACGAAAGGAGCUGCCAAGAAACCAUCCCGUCUUCAAAUCACAGCUCUUCGCACACGCAGGAAUGAUCGAUGAGCUGAAGCAGCAUGUCACGAUCGAAAGGAAUGGCCGGCAGGUCACCGGCGUGCCCCCUUAUGUCUCCCUUCUCAAGGCGAUGGAACAAAUGAAUCAACGCAUCGCGCAAGGAAUCAUCAACGAGCUUCAGUCCUGCCUGUCAUCAGAGGUUGCUGCUGGGGCUAGUCAGAACAACCACGUACACGAGGGGUCGUCGACAGAGGCAACGAUGGUACCCAAGGAGCCGGCCAAUCAGCCAGCCAAUCUCAGAAUCAUCAGCCAUGCGAUCGAAUCUGCUGCUCCAAAUCAAAGAAGAUCGCAGCUGGGCACUUCGUCGGGCAGAGCUCCGGAUGCAGCAUGCACGCAGGCAGGUGGUGGUGGUGGAGGUGGAGGUGGUGGAGGAGGAGCAUCCUUUGGCGGUGGCAGCAAAGUUGGGAGAUGUGGGAGCAAGGUCCCUUAUCAAUCAAAGGGUGGGUAUGAAAGCAACAUCGCAAGGAUCGCCCCCUGGUCGGAGCACAAACUGACGGGGUUGACAACAUCGGAGGUUUGGAUGCUCUGGCACUUUGGCAGCGCAGAUUCGGGACACGUUCCCUUGAAGAAAGCGAGGUGUAAGGACUUUCAUAACAAGUCGGACGGGAAGAGGCUCUCGGAUAUCAAGUACCUUGUCCACGCCAUCGAGGAGGAGGCAGAAGCCCUGGGGAUCCACAACAGCAACCCGGGGGUGGAGGAGGCUAAGUUCAUCUUCGAUCAGUGCGAGAACUUCCUGAUCCAGGAGUACGAGAGGGUGACGAGGGCGAGGGGACAGGAGACGGCACUUCCCUUGAGCGAGCUCUCUUGGCUGACCGUCCUUGAACUUAUCCGGCAACAGCCGACGCGCAGGUGCUAG
Guillardia theta CCMP2712 is the source of this 1821-nucleotide messenger RNA. RefSeq lists its product as hypothetical. The record is from RefSeq and is a predicted model, not a curated record. The coding region runs from base 1 to 1821 and encodes 606 amino acids. The transcript has 5 exons. Lineage: Eukaryota; Cryptophyceae; Pyrenomonadales; Geminigeraceae.